Molecule: messenger RNA, 1248 nt
Organism: Vicia villosa (hairy vetch)
Lineage: Eukaryota; Viridiplantae; Streptophyta; Magnoliopsida; Fabales; Fabaceae
Product: protein MAIN-LIKE 2-like
Exons: 7
Coding region: 1-1248 (415 amino acids)
Biological process (GO): meristem development; meristem maintenance
Source: RefSeq, a predicted model, not a curated record
AUGUUGAGUAAAUGGUUUGAUGCAGAUGAGUGUAUGAGGAGAGGGUCAAGGAUUAUACCGUUGCUGUGGCUUUUGUGUGGGGGUGAAGAUUUGUUGUUCCAUUUUGAUGCAAUAUUUGGCAUGGCAUGGGGAGCAGCAAGUUGGUGGGAUAGUGAUAUAGCAUGGCAGAAGAAACAGGGCGAGCGACCAGUGUUGAAGGUCGCUUCUCACGGGUCGAAGUUGAAGAAUUUCCCCGAGAGACCGAUGCCUGAGCAGGUGAGGAGGAAAAUUGAGGACUUCCAUAUGAUGGACUUUGCUGGAUGCUCCCUGACGAUGUUGGACGCCUCGUUGUUAUCAGCUUUUGUUGAGAGGUGGCACCUGGAGACAUCAUCCUUCCAUCUUCCAUUUGGGGAGAUGACGGUGACUCUGGAUAAUGUGGAUUCCCUAUUUCACCUUCCGAUUGCUGGUAUGUUUUUCACACCAGUUCAUAGGGACCAUGCGACGGUGAUGCGGACGGUUGUGGAUGCGUUGGAGGUUGAUGAGGCAGAGGUGCUGACGGAGUUUGGGAGGUACCAGGUUGCCGCUAGGAUGUACAUGCUACAUCUAGUGGCUUGUACUCUCUUUGCGGACAAGUCUGGAGUUUAUAUAGAUGUCCACUAUCUUUCUCUAUUCAGCGCCCUUGACACACUGUGUUGGGCUUGGAGAGUGGCGGCUUUGAAGAUGUUGUACAUGGCGCUUGAUGUUGUAUCUUGUCCUGACACCAGACAGAUUGUUGGUUACCUGAGCUUGUUACAGUGUUGGAUAUACGAGCACUUCCCUCACAUAUGUGAGCGGAAGAUCCAGCGUGUUAUGGCUGUUGACCCUUGUGCAAAGAGGUGGAAGGCCAAACAGGCCAUUCCAGAAGGGUUGAUUGUGUACAGACAGAGGGUAUGUCAGAUGGAGAGCCAUGUGGCUAGACACUUGCCUGAGAGGUGUCUACGUCAGUAUGGUUAUAUACAGGGGAUCCAACGUACGGUCCUAGAGGCUCCAGCAGGUGGCAUUCAUCGAUGGUUUCAGAGUCACAUCAUCAGCUCCCCCCGUGAGAUCACAGAUACAGCCAUUGAGGUUCAGCAGCCUAGGCAGUGCCAGGAUGGAUACCUAGAGUGGUUCCACAGUGUGUCACACCCUAGGGUCAUACCACCUGGAGCAACAUCUGAUGUUCCAGAGCCUUCAGGUAUCAUGGCUUCUUCUGAUCCACCACCACCACCUUCACCUCCCGCGGGUGACUAG